AGCAGAAAGUUCACUCUGAUUAAGCUGCUGUUCGGACUUUGUUGGGUCUUAUUGUUGUAAAAUUUCUGUAAAAUGGCAGAGGCCAAUGUUUCAGUGGAUCAGUUCAGCUGUCCAGUUUGUCUGGAGCUCCUGAAGGAUCCAGUGACCGUUGCGUGUGGACACAGUUUCUGUAAGGUGUGCAUUAAUGACUGCUGGGAUCAGGAGGAUCUGAAGGGGGUUUAUAGCUGCCCUCAGUGCAGACGCUCCUUCGCUCAGAGGCCUGUUGUGGGUAAAAACACCAUGCUGGCUGAAGUGGUGGAGAAACUGAAGAUGAUGGAGCUCCACUCUGCUUCUCGUGCUGGACCUGGAGAUGUGGAGUGUGACGUCUGCACUGGGAGAAAACUCAAAGCCCUCAAAUCCUGCCUGGUGUGUCUGGCCUCUUACUGUGAAACUCACCUCCAGCCUCAUUAUCAGUCUCCUGCCUUUAAGAAGCACAAGCUGGUCAAAGCCUCCAGACGCCUCCAGGAGCAGAUCUGCUCUGAGCAUGAGAGACUGCUGGAGGUUUACUGUCGCACUGACCAGCAGUGUAUCUGCAUGCUGUGCACCAUGGAUGACCACAGAGGGCAUGAUACAGUAUCAGCUACAGCAGAACGAGCUGAGAAACAGAAGCAGUUGGUUGACAUUAAGAAGAAAUACCAGCAGAAAAUCCAGGAGAGAGAGAAGGAGCUUCAGGAGCUGAAGAAAACUGUGAAGUAUCACAAAAGCUCUGCUCAGGCAGCACUGGAGGACACUGAGAAGAUCUUUACUGAGCUGAUCUGCUGCAUUGAGAGAAAACGCUCUGAGAUAUCAGAGCUGAUCAGAGCUCAGGAGGAGGCUGCAGUCAGAGGAACUGAAGGAGUCCUGGAGAGACUGGAGCAGGAGAUUGCUGAGCUGAGGAGGAGAAAUACUGAGCUGGAGCAGCUUUUACUCACUGAGGACCAUCUCCAUUUCCUCCAGAGUUUCCAGUCUGUCUCAACUCCUUCUGGGUCUGCAUUCUUUUCCUCCAUCACUGCCCAUCCUCCCCACUCUUUUGAGAAGGUAGUGAAGUCUGUGUCUCGGCUGAGGGACAAAGUGGAAAAGCUCUGUGAAGAGGAGUUUAACAUGAUUUCAAUCAGAGUGAAAGAAAGACCGAUUUUUCUCCUUCCCGAACCCAAGUCCAGAGAGGAUUUUCUACUCUAUUCCUGUGAGCUCACGCUGGAUCCAAACACAGUGAAUAAAUACCUCCGUCUGUCUGAGGGGAACAGGGUGGUGAGCUACAGUGAAACAGAGCAACUGUAUCCUGACCAUCCAGAGAGAUUUGAUGUCUACCAGGUUCUGUGUAGAGAGAGAGUGAGUGGAUGCUGUUACUGGGAGGUUGAGUGGAGUGGGGGCAUUUAUAUUACAGUGUCAUAUAAAAACAUCAGCAGAAAGGGAGAUGGUAGUGGGUGUUUGUUCGGAUAUAAUGACCAGUCCUGGAGUUUAUACUGUUCUCCCUCCAGCUACUCAUUCACACACAAUUUUAAAGCCACUUUAAUCCCUGUAGUGCCCAGAUCCUGUAGAAUAGGAGUGUAUGUGGACUACAGUGCAGGAACUCUGUCCUUCUACAGCGUCUCUGAUACAAUGACCCUCCUCCAUAGAGUCCACACCACAUUCACUCGCAGCAUCUACCCUGGGUUUUAUGUGUGUUUGGGAUCAACACUGAAACUGUGCAGCUCAGAUCAGUAGAGGAGUAGUGACAUUCGUCGGGUGCAAUUUUAGAGUGAAUCAUAUAGUAAGUACUUUAAAAGCCUGUGAUAUUAAUGGAGAAGCUGUUUUAGCCUGUUAGCUGAUGGUGUCUGAACAGUCUCGUUCUAGUUAAGAAAAUAAUGAACUUCUCAGCCCCUCACUUUAAACAGCACUGGGUUCAUGCUUCAUCAAUACACUUGGUGGUCCAUGCAAGCAGGAUUUCAGUCAAAGAUUAUUCAAAGAUUAUUUAUUAUUAACAGCAGAGGGAUUUCUAGUGAAUUUUAGUAAUACAUGAUCAUAAUUAUGGAGAGAUGUUCAAUUAUAAAUACUUGACAUCAAAAGUCCUGUGAUCAACUGCGAUGAACAUGAAAUGAUUGAACAUCUCCUUAUUCACUGUGCAAGAACAACCAAGAUCUGGAAGAGACUGAUGGACAUUGGUUUGAAUUUUGAUGUCACUGUUCAAAGUAUAAUGUUGGAAAUUUUUAACAAGCUUUUUGGACCCAUCUGACAUGUUUUCUGGAAAAUGAUCGUUCAAAGAUGAAAUUUUUCAGAACAUUCCCUUUAACUGCCAAAAGUGAUGCAAAACACAUUCCACUUUUAGAAAUGAUAUUUUUAUUGAGCAGAAUGACUGAUGUGACCGUCCAUCUGGAAAAAAGACUGUAUGUAUAACUUUCUUGCUGCUCCACUUCGCAGCACAAAAGCCGUAUGUAUGAAAGACCAGCAUGUUUGAGCUGUAGUGCUCACCCUGCUGCAUCAUUACACCACGCAAAGGGUAGCAUGGGUGAAUCUGAUCUUACAAAGGUGGUGCAGUCUUGAGUCUGACGGCCACAGCUGCCCAGCAAAGCACCAAAAAAUAAUUGCUGUGUGGUUCUUUUUUUGUGUGUUUGCUGCGAAUAAAUAUCAUUUGGCAAAGUAACUUCACAGUGAGCCUGAUGACCAUGACUGCUGUGUUAUUUCAGCAGAGGAUAAUGUGUUUGUGAAUAGACUCUGUCCGAUAUUGGAUGUCAGUUUGCCUUGAAGGGAUAAAACUUUGGUUGCAGGCACGAACGGGACAAAAAAUUCAGAUUUUCUGUGGGAGUGGGACAAAAUCCUAAAAGUGGCAGUGAAUUUAAGGUAGCGCGAAGAGUUUAAGGUUGCAGUGAAUUUUAGGUGGUAGCGGGUUUAGCUUAGCAGAAAGUUUUAGGUGGUAGUGAAUGUAAGGUGGUAGGGAAUUUAAGGUGGUAGGGAAUUUAAGGUCACCGUGAAUUAAUUCAAUUAUGUAAUAGUGGAAGUUCUUUGGAAAAUGUUAAAAGGUUUCUGUGCUCUGUUUCUGAAAAUGUACACGUAUCCUUUAUAAAGCUGUGAGGUGGUCAUAGUUGAGUGUAUAUUGAAUAUUUUACAAUGGCUUUAAAAUGGCUCAGCCAUUCAGACUUCAGGAUCAGAACUACAGUUCUAUAUUUUAGAGGUUGCAAUGUCUAAAUGACUCUCUACUGAUGGAAAUAAAUGAUAAUAGAUGGUACAUUUUUACAUUUUUAUCUUUUUCCAACUCCAACAUUUUUUAUCCAUUAGAAUUAUUGUUACUGUGCCUUGUACUUACUGUGAUGUAUGCAAAUGAAUUCUGUUCUGACUAGCAGUCCUUUAUUAUACCUCAUUCCUAAAGCGGUAUGAGUGCAAUUUAUUGGGCAGGUAGGCAGGUUGCAUUUGCAGAACAGCUUUAUUGCAGGAAGUCCAACUUGACCUUGGGUCAAGGUCAUUACAGGCAGGCAACAUCAGAGGCAGAUCCAUAUCCAAAAACCGACAGACAAAGCAAGGGUCAAAACUUGGGAACCAGAAAACAGGCUCAGAACUCAGAACACAGACACAUUUCAAAAUAUCAGCCAAAAAAAAGGAGUUUAUGUAGAAUGAAUUAGUCUAGAGAGUGUAACGGAGAAGUGAACGGAACUAGAGUGACGCUGAAAAGGAAAAACAAACAUAUGGCUCAGCCAUGUUCACUACUGCACAGGCCCAGGAGGGAAGACUUUGUGACAGUAAUGAUUCACUCUCUACACACAGACAUGAACACAGUUACUGCAGCCAUUUGGGAUCAAACACUGUAAUCAGUCACAUUCCUGGAGAAACUUGAGAAAUGAAGAAUCAGGAGAAAUUAGCUGUAUUUGUGAGCUGAGUUUAUGGGUUUUAAUCUUGUUUACAAAAGUAUGAUAAUGUAUGUAAAGGUCUAAUGUACCACAUAUCAAAAAUAAAUAUUGCAAGAAUCGU
Molecule: messenger RNA, 3957 nt
Organism: Pygocentrus nattereri (red-bellied piranha)
Lineage: Eukaryota; Metazoa; Chordata; Actinopteri; Characiformes; Serrasalmidae
Product: tripartite motif-containing protein 16-like
Exons: 6
Coding region: 73-1722 (549 amino acids)
Molecular function (GO): protein binding; zinc ion binding
Source: RefSeq, a predicted model, not a curated record